AUGUUUAAGUCCAAGGCCAAUGGCAUCAAGAAGGAAGUCAUUCGAUUAGAGCGUGAAUCCGUGAUUCCCAUUCUCAAGCCUAAGCUCAUCAUGACUUUGUCCAACCUCAUUCAACAUAGUGCAGAUAGGGCUGAGUUUGUAAAGUUCUCCAAGAGAGUUGAGUACACAAUUCGAGCAUGGUAUCAUCUUCAGUUUGAGGAUUUGAUGCAAUUAUACUCCCUCUUUGACCCUGUAUAUGGGGCUAAGAAAUUGCAGCAACAGAAUUUAUCUCCUGAAGAAAUUGAUGUACUUGAGCAGAAUUUCUUGAUAUAUUUAUUUCAGGUGAUGGAGAAGAGUAAUUUUAAGAUAGUUUCAAACGAGGAGAUUGAUGUUGCAACUGCAGGGCAAUAUCUUCUUAAUCUUCCCAUAACAGUGGAUGAAGCUAAGAUUGACAAGGCACUUCUAAAGAAAUAUUUUGAGGAGCAUCCCAAAGAUAACCUUCCAGAUUUUGCUGAUAAGUACGUUAUCUUCAGACGUGGGAUAGGAAUCGAUCGAACAACUAAUUUUUUUUUUCUGGAGAAGAUAGACAUUAUCAUUGCACGUCUUUGGACACUUCUUAUGAAGCGAACUAGGUUGGACAAGAUUUUCGGCAAAAAAUUAGGAAGGGCACGUAAGAAAGUACCAAGGAAGGAUGAGGACAUUAGUGCAGAUUUGCAUGUUGAGCGCAUCCGUCUUGAAAAAAUGGAACUAAGCAUCCGCAACUUGAUUACCAAGACUACAAUUCAAGAACCUACUUUUGAUAGGAUAAUUGUUGUUUACAGGAAAAAAAGUGAAGGAAGAGAAAAGGAAAGAGGAAUAAAUAUAAAGCAUUUUAAAAAUAUUCCAAUGGCAGAUCUGGAAAUAGUCCUUCCUGAAAAGAAAAAUCCUGGAUUAACUCCCAUGGACUGGGUCACAUUCAUUGCCUCUGCUCUAGUGGGACUGGUUGCAGUAAUAACUUCUCUUGAAAUGCCUAAAGCUGAUCUUUGGGUUAUUUUUGCCAUUUUGUCAACUGUGGUUGGUUACUGUGCUAAGACUUACUUAACGUUUGAAGCAAACUUGGCUGCAUAUCAGAAUUUAAUAACACAGUCCAUGUAUGAAAAGCAACUUGAUAGUGGAAGGGGCACUUUACUUCACUUGUGUGAUGACGUGAUUCAACAGGAAGUGAAAGAGGUAAUCAUUGCAUUCUUUAUACUAAUGGAGCAAGGUAAAGCCACAGCCAAGGAAUUGGAUCAACGGUGUGAGGAUCUACUUAGAGAGGAGUUUGGGGAGAGCUGUAACUUUGAUGUGGAUGAUGCACUUGCAAAGCUAGAGAAGUUGAAAGUUAUUUCUAAGGAUCCUACUGGGAAAUAUGCGAGUCUGGGAUUGACACGUGCAAAUGAGAUAAUUGGAGUGACCACUGAAGAACUAGUGCUGAAGGCAAGACAGGGUUCAUUUCAAACUGAAUGA
Molecule: messenger RNA, 1464 nt
Organism: Gossypium raimondii (Peruvian cotton)
Lineage: Eukaryota; Viridiplantae; Streptophyta; Magnoliopsida; Malvales; Malvaceae
Exons: 15
Coding region: 1-1464 (487 amino acids)
Source: RefSeq, a predicted model, not a curated record